Messenger RNA from Oncorhynchus gorbuscha (pink salmon), 2385 nucleotides. It is a transcript of the gene nelfa, whose product is annotated as negative elongation factor complex member A. Gene Ontology annotation, cellular component: NELF complex. The record is from RefSeq and is a predicted model, not a curated record. Lineage: Eukaryota; Metazoa; Chordata; Actinopteri; Salmoniformes; Salmonidae. Gene Ontology annotation, biological process: negative regulation of transcription elongation by RNA polymerase II.
AGGUUAGGGUUUAGUGUAAGGACGUCCCAAGGAUCCACGUUAGCACUCAGCAUGAACAUGGUGGGUGUGUCCUAACCAACCGUUCUAAGUUUUCUUAGCUAGGUAGCCUUUUAAAAUGCCCGAACUCAAAACGCUUCUUUUUCCAAGAUGGCGUCGAUGAAGGAUAGCGAUACCGGCCUGUGGCUCCAUAAUAAACUAGGAUCAACAGACGAACUUUGGGCGCCUUCUAGUAUUGCUUCACUCCUCACCGUUUCAGUUAUCGACAAUAUACGGUUGUGUUUUUCGAGUUUGUCGCCCCCAGUAAAGCUAAAAAUCUUGCUCGGGAUGCUGCAUCUUCCGAGGCGGACUGUUGAUGAGAUGAAGGAGGCCCUAUCAGAGAUCAUCCAGCUGGCCACGGUGGACUCUGAGCCCUGGGUACUGAUGGUGGCAGAUAUCCUUAAGUCCUUCCCAGAGACAGGCUCUCUCAACCUGGACCUAGAGGAGCAGAACCCUAACGUACAGGACAUCUUGGGCGAGCUCCGGGAGAAAGUGAGUGAGUGUGAGGCGUCAGCCAUGCUCCCUCUGGAGUGCCAGUACCUGAACAAAAGCGCCCUGACCACCCUGGUGGGCCCACUCACGCCCCCCGUCAAACACUUCCAGCUCAAGAGGAAGCCCAAGAGCGCCACCCUCAGGGCAGAGCUGCUGCAGAAAUCCACAGAGACGGCUCAACAGCUGAAGAAGACAGCGGGAGUGCCUUUCCAUGCAAAAGGAAGAGGCCUGGUCAAGAAGAUUGACACCACCACACCCCUCAAGGGGAUCCCCAAAGCCCCAUUCCGCAGCCCCACCACCCCCAGUAUGUUCAGCCCGCCGAGCAACCGCACACCCAUAGCCCCCGCACGGACGCCCCUGCGCAAGGAGAGGGGAGUCAAGUUGUUAGACAUCUCAGAGCUCGAUAUGGUGGGAGCUGGUAGAGAGGCAAAGAGGAGAAGAAAGACUUUGGAAACAGAGGCUGGGGAGAAAGCUGCCAAAGAGGAGGCUGUGGUGGAGAAUGCUACACCAGACUAUGCUGCUGGACUGGUGUCUACACAGAAACUGGGUGCGUUGAACAACGAGAGCGCCCUGCCGUCUACGAGUUACCUGCCUGCUACUCCCAGUAUGGUCCCCUCCUCCUCCUACAUUCCCAGUUCAGAGACGCAGCCAGCGAAUGCGGGUGGUGCAGGGCGCGACGCCCUGCAGUCGGGUCGACAGCCUGAGGAGUCGGCCACGCCUAGCGCUGCCGCCACCACCCUCCCCGGCCAGUUCAAACAAAGGACGCCCAUGUACAAUGCCGGCAACACGGCCGCCAGCCCCACCGCCCCCGCCUCCCCCAACACGCCAGCCAGCACCCCUGCCAGCAGCAACGGCCCCCCAGCUGCCGCCAUUGCCACACAGCCCGAGACCCCAGCCACACAGCCCCCCGCUACCCCCCAGCCCAGCACGCCCCAGCCCAAAAAGAACCUCUCGCUCACUAGAGAACAGAUGUAUGCUGCUCAGGAAAUGUUCAAGACCGCUAACAAGGUCACCAGACCAGAGAAAGCUCUCAUCCUGGGCUUCAUGGCCGGAUCCAGAGAGAACCCGUGUCCGGAGCAGGGCGACAUCAUCCAGAUCAAGCUAAGCGAGCACACCGAGAUCCUGCCCAAGGCGGACGGCACGGGCAGCACCACCAUGCUGGUGGACACGGUGUUUGAGAUGAACUACUCCACAGGACAGUGGACCCGCCUCAAGAAGUACAAACCAAUCACCAACACCUCCUGAGGUGGCUGCUGGCCUGCCUGCCGGGACUAAACACACACAUAUACAUACACAUUUACCUACACACGCAGGCCAUAUCCUACUCAGGUGGCCAGGGACUUGUCAUACUCACACACUUGUGCAAAUACACAUGGGCCAAAUCCAGCCCGUGAGAGGGGCUGGAGAGUGGGGGAUCAGAUACCUCUUUCUCAAAGUUCCUUCAUUGCCAAAAGGCAGGGACCCUCAAGACUCGUUUCCGUUGGUUCGUUUCUUCUUUUCUGUUUUAGUUAUGUCCCCUCCGAUUCCUGAACAUUUGUGUGUUAAAAGUCCUUAUACCUUCUUUUCAUAAGAUACCUGUCAAGACCUGCUUUACUAUGAAAAGGUACAAGCAUGCCACAAAAUAUUACAACUGUCCGUGUUUUUCAUUGUGAGAAUGACAUUUACUGUAUUCUUCCUACUUCGUCUGAGAAAAUGUAAAAAACUAAAGAGCCCAACCCAUCAGUGAAAAUGUGACAGAGAGGGGUGAUGGGUUUCCUUUUUGCUGUGAAAUUCUGUUUUGAAAAGUUCCGGGGAAUGUCUCGUUUUUUUUCCAUCCUUACCAAGAAGGGAAGAAAAAUAAAGCGAAAAAUGUUCCGA